AGAGAGAGAGAGAGAGCGAGGUGCAGAGCGGAGACGCCGGAGAGCUUCAGCAUUUAUGCAUGCUCCGAUUGUACUGUACAAAUGCGCCGUGACUCGUCUCAAGUGAACUUGGUGCAGUUACUCCUAGUUUCUCUCUGAUCUUGGCACACAAGGAAUUUGAGUGAUUCUCUGAAAUUCGUCUCCAACUUAUAUUUAAGUUUCGAGUUUUGCCAUUUUCCAUUCACGAAAACGUCCCUUCUGGUUAUGACACGUGUAUUUAUAAAAUAUGUUCGUCAAAAAUUAAACUUAGGAUUGUCCUCUUCGAUACAUAGCAACGGCCCAGAUCUAAACAUCGUAGACAGCUAGCGAGCGCCAUCAUCAUCUCCAUUUGCUACUAUUCUCCAUUCAUCGCAACUUUACACACGGGGAGGGUGUAGAGAUACAGAGAAAUCAAAACGAUGUCGCUCUGUUCAUCUUUCUCGUCUCCACCCCGUUCCCUCUCUUUCUUCUCCAAAACCAGACCCUUCAAAGACGAUCCCAAACCCCUUGCAACCUCUCGCUUCAGAGCUUCUGCCGACGUUCCCGAUUUUCUCUCUGCCGAUUGGCUUGAAUCUCGUAAGAAGAGACCUUUUGGCCCAAGAUUAAAUAAGAAGCUGUCCAGUACCAGCUUGAUGCACUCAAAUACAACGACCAGCCCCGUCAAGAUUAUGGCAUCGAGGUUAUGUACAGGUUUGCUGGAUUCGAUCCUUUUGAAAGGUCCACCUAUUUUGGGCCCUUUUUCGAUUUGGGACAGUUUGAACGGUUUAGGCGGAUUUUUCAUCAUUCAACCUAUCGCGUUUUACUUGGUCAUAAGGAUCGAAAGAUUCUUAGCAGUUUGUUUGUGGAGGAGGUAUAAAUGGCUUAUCAUUUGCAUGAACCGAUUCAAGCAGAGAGUUUGGAUACAAGGAAGUCGCCCGGAGGAAGAAGAAAUAUUUCAGUUUACCAUGGUUCAGAGGGUUGGUGGUUCUUGGGAUGGUUAUUGGCUGACGGAAAGUCUACUUCACGAUGGAGAUGCUUUUACAGGUGGAUUGGCUUACUGAAUAUCGAAUGCAGCCAUGGGGGACUUCAGUUAAUUACUUCUGCCCUGUUGUUGAAACAUUACAUUGUUCGACUAAACCUCAGAAUCUGUACAUAUGGAAAAAUGUAAAUCGAUGUCACUUCAACAUUAAUCUUUGUAAAUAAAAAGUAUGUAAUUAAUUAUUA
Juglans microcarpa x Juglans regia is the source of this 1221-nucleotide messenger RNA. RefSeq lists its product as uncharacterized. The record is from RefSeq and is a predicted model, not a curated record. The coding region runs from base 438 to 1058 and encodes 206 amino acids. The transcript is spliced from 7 exons. Lineage: Eukaryota; Viridiplantae; Streptophyta; Magnoliopsida; Fagales; Juglandaceae.